AUGUCUAUUUUUUCAGGGUAUUGUUUACAAUGUAGUUCCGAACAUAGCGAUCGUAAUCACAGCGAUGUUGGCUCCAUUCAUAGCGACACGAUUGUUGAGUGGUGGUCGAUCGAUGACGGUCACCAGAAAACUCAUGGAGAUCUUAUGAUACCGUACUUCCACCGUAAUCUUCAGGGAGUUUCAUUGAUCGGUGUGGCUCUGUGCCUGUUCCUCGUACCAUGCACGUCAUCGUUCACGCCUGCUCUUCUGAUAUUUACCAUGGCGAUGGCUUGUCGAGGAUUGCACCACGGAGGCGUAUCCGUGAACCCACACGAUUUCGCUCCUCAUCACACAGGAGCCGUUUUUGGCAUUUUCAAUGCAUGCGGAGCGAUCACAGGUUUUAUCGGCGUCUAUGUGGCCGGUCACAUCCUCGACGCCACCAAUAAUAAUUGGUCUUACGUCUUCAUUAUUACGGGUGUACAGUGUGUUAUUGGAGCGAUUGUUUAUGGACGAUACGGGACGGGCACAAAGAUCAUCUAA
This is a messenger RNA of Ostertagia ostertagi, 519 nucleotides long. The record is from the annotation of a GenBank genome assembly. NCBI's taxonomy places the organism in Eukaryota, Metazoa, Nematoda, Chromadorea, Rhabditida, Trichostrongylidae.